AUGGAGGUCCUAAUACGUGAUGUACAAGAACAGCUGGAUAGUAGCAUGCCAAGUCACUGGAGGGUUCCAGAGGGCUAUUCCUACACUGUAUAUCAUCCAAUGGAAGAGAUUUAUCACUGGAUGUACCAGAUAAAGGAGAGCAACAGUGAACUGGUGACACAGCAUUAUCUAGGAAUGACAUAUGAGAACCGGCCAAUGUAUUAUCUGAAGAUAAGUCAACCAUCAAAUAAGGCCAAGAAGAUUAUUUGGAUGGACUGUGGGAUUCAUGCCAGGGAAUGGAUCUCUCCUGCCUUUUGCCAGUGGUUUGUGAAAGAAAUUUUACAGAAUUACAAAACUGACCCAAAGAUAAAAAGCUUCCUGCAGAACUUGGACAUAUAUAUUCUGCCAGUUCUCAAUAUCGAUGGUUAUAUCUAUUCCUGGACAACAGAACGUCUGUGGAGAAAAUCCCGCUCUGCACAUAUAAAUGGCACCUGCUUUGGAACAGAUCUUAACCGUAACUUCAAUGGCUCCUGGGGCAGUAUUGGGGUGUCUCAUAACUGCAGCAGCCUCAUUUUCUGUGGAACAGGGCCAGAAUCAGAACCUGAGACUAAAGCUGUGGCCAGAUUUAUAGAAAAAAGGAAAAGUGAUGUUUUGUGCUUCUUGACUAUUCACUCUUAUGGACAGUACAUUCUCACUCCCUACGGUUACAAAACCGAUUUGGCAAGCAACCACCAGGAUUUGGUGGAAGCUGCAGAGAAAGCAGCAGUCGCACUGAAGGAAAAGCAUGGGACCAAUUUUACAGUAGGACCAACUUCUUUGAUUUUGUACAAGAACUCUGGCUCCUCGCGGGACUGGGCUCACAUGAUUGGCAUUCCAUUCUCCUACACAUUUGAGCUGAGAGACAAAGGUGCCUAUGGAUUUAUUCUUCCGCCAGACCAGAUCCAGCCCACAUGUGAGGAGACUACCGCAGCUGUGAUGACCAUCAUAGAAUAUGUAAAUCAGAAGCACUUCCCAAACAGUGCAGUGGCAGUGACCUCUGGCAGCCUGUGGCUAGGGCUCAGUGUCCUAUUCACAUGGACCUUGUCCUAA
Terrapene triunguis (Three-toed box turtle) is the source of this 1068-nucleotide messenger RNA. It is a transcript of the gene CPO, whose product is annotated as carboxypeptidase O. NCBI's taxonomy places the organism in Eukaryota, Metazoa, Chordata, Testudines, Emydidae. The transcript is spliced from 9 exons. Bases 1 to 1068 code for a protein of 355 amino acids. Gene Ontology annotation, biological process: proteolysis. The record is from RefSeq and is a predicted model, not a curated record. Gene Ontology annotation, molecular function: metallocarboxypeptidase activity; zinc ion binding.